AUGUUGAAAGCAGGAUUAUUACCUUCGCCGAUUAUUAUUCCAUUAUCAUCGAAUCCACUUUCAUCAAAAAAUAAAAUUGAUACACAAACAUUUAUUGAAAUUCGAUCAGAUGUUCCAAAUGUACGUAUUUAUUUUACUGUUGAUGGAACAAAACCUGAUCCAUUUCAAAUAUUUCGAACUGGUUCAAUUUCAACUUAUCUUUAUCGUGGAGCAUUUCGUCUUGGUUCAGGACGACGUGUACUAAAAGCAAUUGCUGUUACAAAUAAUGGAUUACGUGAAAGUAAUAUUAUAACAAAAUUUCUUGAUGUAAAUGAUAAAUAUUCAGAAAAUGAUGAUGGUAGUCCGCAUGAAUAUUCAGAUAAUGAUCAAAGUUUAGUAGAUCAAUAUCAAUCGAAAGAUGAUUUCAAUCGAUCGAAAUUGGAUGAUGAUUUUAGUAUUCAAAGUAAUUUUGAAGGUCCUAUUGCACCUGCUAAUUAUUCUGGUACACAAGCCAAUGUUUGGAAUAUACCUGAUGAAAAUUGGAUUGAUCCAAAUCGAAAUUCUCAAUAUGAAUAUACAAGAGAACAAAUAGUUGAACGUUUACCACCACCACUGCCGCCGCCGCCUCGUAUUAUAGAUACAACAUAUGAAGAGGAAAAUUUUUGGGAUCGAAAAACAAAACCAUUAAGUCCAGGCAAUGGAAAUUGGAAGAAAACUCUUGAACAUCUAUUCUUAAAUAUUUUUAAUUAUGUUAAAGAUGAACGAGAAUUACGUGAACUAUUUGGAUGGAAAAUAUUCGGACGAAUUGAAACAAUUCGUCUUAUAGAUAAAGGUAAUACUUAUCAAGUGUUAUCAACAUUUAAAAAACCUCUUGGUGAACAAACUUUUCAUGAAGAACCACCACUACCAUUACCUAUUCGAAAACGUUCAUCAAAACGUCGAUCUACAAAACGAAUACGAACACCACCUGAUACUGAUGAAGAAAAAUCUAUUCGACAUACUCAAUCAUUAAAACCACUUGAUAUUACGGAAGAAAAGUCUAAUCGAAAGAAUCAAUCAUUAAGAACAUAUGAUUCUGAUGAAGAAAAAUCUAUUCGAUAUACUAAUUCAUUAAAGUCACCUGUUCGUCAAGAGAAAUCUAUGUAUGAUGAAGAAGAAGAACAACAACGAACACCAAAAAUUUAUACUGAAGAAACAGAAGAACAAGGAACACUUGUACCAUUUCCUAAUUUUAAUGUCGACCAAGAUUGUGAAAAUCUUCAUAAAUCAAUGAAAGGUAUUGGAACAGAUGAAGAUAUACUUAUAAAUAUACUUGGCAAUCGUAGUAAUGAUCAACGUUUACAAAUUCGUGAUAAAUAUAAAACUAAAUUUGGUCGAGAUUUAGAAAAUGAUAUAAAAGGUGAUACAUCAGGAAAUUUUCGUAAAGUUUUAAAAAAUCUUCUCUAUUCUCCUGUUGAAUAUGAUUGUUAUGAAUUACAACGAGCUAUUAAAGGACUUGGUACAAAUGAAGAAGCUUUAAUUGAAAUAUUAGCUAGUCGAUCAAAUAAACGUUUACAAGCUAUAAAUGAUCUAUAUUCAAAAUUAUUUAAUCAAUCACUUGAAAAAGAUAUUAUUAGUGAUGUAAGUGGUCAUUUGAAAAAAUUAUUAGUUGCAUUACUACAAAGUCAACGUCCAGAGUCGAAUCGAAUUAAUGAAAAUGAAAUUAAAAAUGAUGCAAAACAAUUAUAUGAAGCAGGUAUAAAGAAAUGGGGAACAGAUGAAUCAAAAUUUAUUCAAAUUCUUUGUAAUCGAAGUAAUGUACAAUUAAAAGCUAUUUUUGAAGCUUAUCAACAAUAUAGCAAAAGAGAUAUUGAAGAUGAUAUUAAAUCAGAAACAAGUGGAAGUUUAUGUAAUGGUUUAUUAACAAUCGGUAAGUAUGUUGAUAUACAACGAAUCUACUGA
Molecule: messenger RNA, 1920 nt
Organism: Rotaria sp. Silwood2
Lineage: Eukaryota; Metazoa; Rotifera; Eurotatoria; Philodinida; Philodinidae
Source: the annotation of a GenBank genome assembly